AUGACUCCUGGCAACAAUUCCUCUUUCGACUUCAUGCAGGUGGAUCCUGAGAGAUUGCUGGAUGUAAUGAGCCCUGACCACAAUUCCUCUUUCGACCCCAUGCAGGUGGAUACUGAGAAAUGGCUGCUGGAGUGGCUGGAGGGUCAAAAUCAAUCGAUAAGUGCCACACACACGGGCGAGAAGCCGUUCAAUUGCUCUGUGUGUGGGAAGGCAUUUGCAUGGAAAUCAAAUCUUAACACUCACAAGAAAACACACUCGGGUGAGAAGCCGUUCAAGUGCUCUGUUUGUGGGAAGGCAUUUGCACGGAAAACAAUUCUUAACAGACACCAGAAAACACACACGGGCGAGAAGCCGUUCAAUUGCUCAUUGUGUGGGAAGGCAUUUGCACGGAAAACAAUUCUUAACAGACACCAGAAAACACACACGGGCAAGAAGCCAUUCAAUUGUUCUGUUUGUGGGAAGGCAUUUGCAGAGAAAUCAUCUCUUAACAGACACCAGAAAAUACACACUGGUGAGAAGUCAGUCAAGUGCUCUGUGUGUGGGAAGGCAUUUGCACAGAAAUCACAUCUUCACAGUCACAGAAAACACACGGGCGAGAAGCCAUUCAAGUGCUCCUUGUGUGGGAAGAAAUUUUCACGGAAAACAAUUCUUAACAGACACCAGAAAACACACACGGGUGAGAAGCCAUUCAAUUGUUCUGUGUGUGGGAAGGCAUUUGAAUGGAAAACAACUCUUAACAGACACCAGAAAACACACACGGGCGAGAAGCCAUUCAAUUGUUCUCCGUUAGAGAGGACACGGUCAUCACCCCGAAACAAGCAUGCGAAGAUCCGCAAUGAGAGUGAAGUGAAAUCAAAAGGUGAAAUGCAAAGUGCUGCAGUGAGUCCUGAACAAAAUGAAUCUGUCGACCCUAUACAGGUGAAUCCUGAGAGAUGCCUGGAUGUAGUGGAUGUAAUGACUCCUGGCAACAAUUCCACUUUCGACCUCAUGCAGUUAGAUCCUGAGAGACUGCUGGAUGUAAUGAGCCCUGACCACAAUUCCUCUUUCGACCCCAUGCAGGUGGACACUGAGAAAUGGCUGCUGGAGUGGCUGGAGCGUCAAAGUUUUGAGUACUUCUGUUAACUCUUGAAGUCCUGGAAUGUGCAUGAUUGUGUCUCUGUUAGAUCAAUCAAUAAGGUACACAUUAUUACUUCCGUGAUUUCCAGUACUCCAAGCUCGAGGGAUGUUGUGAAUGCUCUAUGAUGUGUUGGGAUAAAAAGGAAUUCCUUUUAAGCUUCAGAAGCGUUCACGUAUUUCAGGAUGACAACAAUUUUAUACUUCCAUAGAUGCGUUGCUUCGUCUGGUGGUUGUAUC
Messenger RNA from Petromyzon marinus (sea lamprey), 1353 nucleotides. Lineage: Eukaryota; Metazoa; Chordata; Hyperoartia; Petromyzontiformes; Petromyzontidae. The record is from RefSeq and is a predicted model, not a curated record.